Erythranthe guttata (spotted monkey flower) is the source of this 1430-nucleotide messenger RNA. RefSeq names its product serpin-ZX. Lineage: Eukaryota; Viridiplantae; Streptophyta; Magnoliopsida; Lamiales; Phrymaceae. Gene Ontology annotation, molecular function: serine-type endopeptidase inhibitor activity. The record is from RefSeq and is a predicted model, not a curated record.
AUAAAUAUUUCACUAUUCAAUGUAUAUUAUUAUUUCCAAGUGUUUUAACAAUUCGAUUAACAAUGUCGCCACCGUCCAAAUUGGAACGCGUUAGCAAACGGAAAAUCCAGAAACGCCGUCACAAGAAAACGGACAAUCGCACCACCAAAAACACGCACAACGGCGGCGGAGCACCAACGGAACCCAUCCCGGUCAACGAGGCUGACUUUUCCUUAUCACUGUCAAACCACGUCAUCUCCACCUUCGCUAAAGACAAAAACCUCGUAAUCUCGCCCUUGUCUAUUCGGGUCUUACUAGGCUUGGUUGCAGCCGGGUCGAACGGCCCGACCCGGGACCAGUUGCUGGGUUUUCUCAAGUCAGACACCGUUGAAGAACUCAAUUCUUUCUCUUCAAAUCUCGUGACUCACGUGUUCGCCGAUGGAGAGCCCCUUGGCGGGCCCCGUUUGUCGAUUGCCAACGGCGUCUGGAUCGACCGGAGUCUCCGUUUGAAACCCUCUUUCGAAGAAAUUGUCCACAGCUCUUACAUGGCUGCUUCUGAUCAUGUUGAUUUUCGGACUAAGGCUGACAAGGUAAGGAAAAAAGUGAACGCAUGGGCUGAAAAGGAAACAAAUGGCCUGAUCAAGGACCUACUUCCACCUGGUUCAGUUGAUUAUAUGACUAGGCUUAUCGUCGCGAACGCAGUGUAUUUUAAAGGAGCUUGGUUAGACAAAUUCGAUACAUCGCAUACCAAAGACGACAAGUUUUUCCUCUUAGACGGAAGCACAGUUAAAGUACCUUUCAUGACCGACCGCAGAAUGCAGUACGUUCGCGCGUUCGAUGGGUUUAAGGUUUUGAGGCUACCGUACAAACAAGGUAAAGAUAAACGCAAAUUCUCAAUGUAUUUCUUCCUUCCGGAUGCCAAAGACGGGCUGCCAGCUCUGCUGGAAAGAGCCGGGUCCGAAUCCGGAUUCAUCGAGAGCCACCUCCCGGAGUAUAAAGUGAGUGUUCGCCGAUUUCGAAUCCCGAAAUUUAAAAUAGGUUUUGAGUUUGAGGCUUCGAGAAUUCUAGCGGGACUUGGAGUGGUGCUUCCUUUUCGUAUGGGUGGUCUGACGGAGAUGGUUGACUCGGAUAUUGAUGGGAAGGAACUUUACGUUUCCGGAAUAUUCCAAAAGGCGUUCGUCGAAGUGAACGAGCAAGGCACAGAAGCUGCGGCCGCUUCUGCUUUACGCAUGAUGGGAGGCUGUAUGAGGAAUAGUGUGAAGAUUAUUGAGUAUGUUGACUUUGUGGCCGAUCAUCCAUUCAUGUUUGUUAUAAGAGAAGAUGUGAGCGGGGUGGUGCUUUUCGUAGGGCAGUUACUUAAUCCGACUUGUUGAUGCUUAAUUUGAAGUAGUAUGUUACUUCAAGAAAAGCGGAAACGGAAGGAAAAAAAAUAGUGAUUUCAAGACAACUUU